Oreochromis niloticus (Nile tilapia) is the source of this 2267-nucleotide messenger RNA. RefSeq lists its product as uncharacterized. The record is from RefSeq and is a predicted model, not a curated record. The transcript is spliced from 5 exons. NCBI's taxonomy places the organism in Eukaryota, Metazoa, Chordata, Actinopteri, Cichliformes, Cichlidae. Bases 32 to 1612 code for a protein of 526 amino acids.
CACCUGUUACGUGCCUCCUGCAUUGAAAGUGAUGGCCCUGUUACUGCGAGUCCACGUCAGUCCAAAACUUAUCAGAAAAAUCCAACUGUCCACUGUUCUACAAUCUGUGAAGCAGCUUCAAGAUGAACUACAAGCAAAGCUUGGACUUGAAGGUGACUUUGCAAUACAAUAUGAAGACCCAGAUUUUGGGAACGCACUUUGCAACCUGAUGGAUAUUAAUGAGCUACCUGCUGGACGGGCAGUGUUGCACCUCAUUUGGGAGGAAAAUGCAUCAGCCUCGCCACCACAGACUCCAUCUGAUCAUAGCGCCAUCUCAUCUAUUGAUACAGCCAGUGUGAGUUCAGCAUCUUCUUUCAGCCCAUCCUCAUCCACCCAUACCUACAUGCAUAGCACUUCACAGUGGCCAAAUCCAUUUCCUAUCCCAAUCUUUUCCUAUGAUGUAGAGUUAAAACUUCGCAAGGGCAAUGAGGUAUAUGAGAAAGCAGGGGCAAAUUUAAGUGUAACAAGAGACAUCAAGAUGGAAAUUCUAGACAAGCUGGCACAAGAAAUGUUUGCAAUCAAAGCCUACCCUGACAAGAAUGAAAUAACAUCUGUUGCCCAGGAGCUAGUUUCCAAACAUCCCUGCCUCAAAGAGCCCGGCAAUGGCACAGGAUAUGAUGGUUGGGCAACAAGCAUUAAGUUCAAGCUUGGCAACUACCGUUCCAAGCUAAGUCAAGCUGGAUGUAGUGAAGUUGCAGUCAAUCGAAAAAGAAGAGGGGAAGAAGAUGACAGUGGAUCAAAUAGAUUUUCCUUAAAGAAACCAAAGCGAGGUGAAGUCAACUUUAUCCCUGAUGCCCCAGAAAACUACAAUGAUGAGUCUCUUGAAAAUGAAAGAUGCAUUUUGGAAGAUGAAAUGAAGAAGAGGGAUAAGAACAUGGCACUCAUCACCCAAAAGAUGGACAUCACAUUCUCUCUCAGGAGGAAAGAAGUUGUGGAGAUGCAGCCCUUGGUCAAGGAAAUGCAGCUCAGAUGGCCAGCUCUCUUCUUGAAAGAACAGAUUUGUGCGGAAUUCUCACGCAUUACUACCAAGGAUCUCAUGGGGACCUUCAUGACUGCCCUCGACACUUACUCACUUCGGCUGAUUAAGCUGUAUCGAGUUAGAAAAGCUGCUUUCCGCAAUGACAUGGAUUCCCUGUUGCAGAAGUUUGAUGAACAGGUCUCAAACAUAGUCCAGCAUCGACGAACCAUCAGUUUGGAAGGGUUACCGAUAUUUGUUCGCGACGAUGAGACCAAACUCUUCUUAACAUGUCUGGAUACAGAUCCAGUUGAGAGGGUAACCCGAGGUGUUACGGUGGGCAUCCUCACUGUUCUGGAGGACUACGUGGGACCCAACUCGCAGUCCACAGUGAUCAACACUGCCAUUGUUCUGGAAGAGGACAUUAUUCUUGAUGAUCUGCCAGACCUUCCUACUGCCUUUGCCUACCUGUUUGGCCUACUUUAUGGGCUCAACAUGGAGUUUCCCAAAGAACUCAAGUACACAUUUGAAGCUGUGCAACACAUUUUUAUGGAGUUGACAUCUACCUGUUCCCAGAGGAUAAGAAGCUUCAAAACCAAGCUCUUAACCAAAGUCUAACCUAUUUGACAACAUGUUCAACUCAAAUGCAACUUGUGUAAAACAGAAUGCAGCAAUUUGUUUUGAUUUACAGUUUUUGGGUUUUGUGGUAAGUUGCUCUGAAAAAAGUUAAUUUCUGGCUUUAAGAAAAUGGUAAGGUGCAGAAAGUUUUGAAUCAAUCUCUUCUGUUCUAACUUUACUUAAUGUAGCUUGCAUGACAGAUUGCAGAUUUCAUGUAUAACAAGUUUUUUAUAAAAUGUUGAAAGGGUUUAUUCUAACUUGAACUGUUUUAAGCAAUUUUUAUAAUCUGGUUUUAGGUACAUUUGUACUAGUUUUAUAACAAAUGUGGCGCGAUACUGAACUUCAGAGGAAAUUAGAGUGUUGAUACAUUACUAUUAAAAGACAAGUGGUGGAAAAAUUUGUUUGAAAGUUGUUUGCUGUAUGGAAACCAGAUAUUCACAUACCAGAUGUUCACAUCCUGCCAUCUGAUGUUUUGAAUCUGUUUGUUAGUGACUAUCUAUCAAGAUAGGUUUGAUAUUCUGUCUGACAAUACCACACCUUUAAAAUUGAAUGAGUAACAUUUGUUACAAAAAUUUGACUUUUUGUGUUUUUGGAAGGACUUUAUUUGUGGCUGAAUGUUGUCAGUAUGUUAAAAAUGGCUCAUCUCAAAAGUCAA